CGUUCAGAGGGUAACCUUGUGGAUGGCCCCGGAGCAGGCCAGAUGGAACAGGACAGAACCAACCAUGUUGACGGCAAUAGAUUGAGUCCAUUUCUAAUACCGCAAUCUUCUCACGUUUGCCAGACAGAGCCUUCUGCGGUGAAACUACAGAAUGGAAGUCCAGCAACAGAGAGGCCUGAAGUUGAAGUAAAUGGAGACCACAAGCGGCUAUUCAUUAAAAGCAACUAUGGAGUGCCCCACCUUAAAGGAAGUCCAGACAACCGCAUUAGCCCUGACCUUUUACAAGAAAAUAAAGUAUAUUCCAAAUAUAUGCAAAAUGGUGGGAUAAAACGCACUUUUAGUGAGCCCUCUCUGUAUGGACUUCAUGAGAGCAAGAAAGUGAAACAAGACAAAGAGGUAAACGGAGAAAAAGCUGAGCCAGAGGAUAGUAAUGAAAAACCAAGCGUCUCCAAUUGCUACAGUGAGAAGAAACCCGAGAGUUUUACAGGACAAGAAAAUGAAGCUUCAGAUUUGAUACAGUCUACAAGAUACAACAGUGGUGGUUUAGAAAACCCUCGUGACCUCCUGAUUCAGGAUGAGCAGGAGCGGGAGAACAUUCAUUGCCACAACAGGGACAUUGUCUUACUACUUAAGAACAAGGCAGUGCCAAUGCCUAAUGGUGCUACAGUUUCUGCCUCUUCCAUGGAAAGCAUGCAUGGUGAACUCCUGGAGAAAACACUGUCUCAAUAUUAUCCAGAACAUGUUUCCAUAGCAAUGCAGAAGAACACAUCUCAUAUCAAUGCCAUUACCAGUCAGGCUACUAAUGAGUUGUCCUGUGAGACAACGCAUUCAUCCCAUACCUCAGGGCAGAUCACUUCCCCACAGACCUCAAACUCUGAGCUGCCUCAAGUGCCAGCUGUAGUGGUUACUGAGGUCUACAAUGCAGAAGACUCCAGUAAACCACCUGUAUUGCCAGGUAGCUGUUUGCUUCAGAAACCAGAACUACAGCUACAGCAACAGAUUCCAGGCUGUGAUCCACACCAGUUACCCGUAGGAAAUAGUACUGUUCGUGGAAGCGUAGGGCAGGUUCCCAACCAAGACCUCUCUCUCAGUUCCAGCAGUAACCUGCAAGCUCAGAGUGCCACUCUGGAAAGGUUUUCUGAGCAAGCAGAAAUAAAUGGUGCUUUCUUUAAACAGAACUCAACGUUUCACAAAGAUUCCUCUGCUCCUCCUGCUCCGGAAAUGAACAGUGCACUGUCUGUCGUGGUGCGAGAAGGACACCAUUCCUAUGAUAACAGAUGUGAUGAAACUCUUCCUGGGGAGAUAAAGAAUGAAGGGCAACAGCAGGGACCAAUGUCAGAAAGUCCCGGCCUCAGCCAGCAACAACUUCACCCUCAGCAGAGACUUCCACAGCAGGCACAAACGUCACAAGAAGAUGUCAGUGAAAGCAACCCGCAAGCUGCUGUGGCCGCCUCAAUUCAGCAGCACCCAGACGAAAUGACGCCGGCGUCAGAGCCUCCCCUCCAAAGCCUGCAAGCGCACGGAAGCGAGGGUGAGUUGCAGCAACACUAUCAGCAUUUCCCAGGACAGAGAGAACCCGAGAUUCCUUCAGACAAAGAAAAGGACCAAGUGAAAGAGCCCGUGCAACAGGCUCAACAUUAUUCAAAACCAGCCUGGAUAGAACUGGUUUCCACCCAGUUCCGCCGUGGAGAGCCUCCCCAAAAGCCCAGCGAAGCAUUAUUGCAAUCAAUUCUUCAGUUCCAGGCAAACGCAGCCGCAACAGCCUAUACAAAACAGUAUGCUGGAAGUCCUGAUGCACUAAAGGGGCCUUCAGGACAGCCCCAGAGCCAGAAGAUAAUGCAACAGGAACAAAUUCCUCCACUGUACAAAAGCGAGACCUCCCAGCUGCAGCCGCAUCCCACAGCUGACCAGCAGCUGCCCUUCCAGAAACACUCACCGCAGCCACAGCUCAAGAAGAUGGAUUCCUCACUCAAGUCCCAGGUGCAGCAACACCCUCCGCAGCAGCUCCAUUUCCAGCAAAGACCAGAACAAGCCGAACAGCCUGUAGGGGCCCCAUUGAAACAGCAGCACUUGAAUCCCCAGCUGGGGGAAAACGAGCAAUUCUUGCAUUCACACAUUUUGCAACAGAUGCUUCAAAAACAGGCACAGCAGGUGCAACUGCCGUGCAGUACGCAGCUAACCCCAAACCAGCAACAAGCUCCUCAAAUGAAAAGUAAAGACCUGCCCCAAACCAUUUCCCACUCCCAAAGCAAUGCUGAGCAGCCACUGGACAGGACAUCCUUCAAUCAGCCUAAAGUAGAUGAAUGUUUUCAAGCUGGGAAUAAGUACAUGAAAUCAGCUGCAUUCCCACUGCAUAACCCUCAGUUAGGCCUAGAGCAGGUACAGAGCAUGAACAACAAAGCUUCCCUUUACACUCAGAAAGCAAACGCUAAUCUGCGGCAUCCCUGCCCAAACAAAGUGCACUUGAUUUCUGAGAAGAAAGAAAACGCCGCUAACAUCGAAUGCUUUGGAGCCAACAAAAUGCAGGACUUGCAACAUGUGCAGUAUUUUUCAAAUAACUUGACCGCAAAGCAAGAUGUGAAUUACUGUUUUCAAGAACAAGAGCAACAGACACAACAAGCUUCAGUUAUACAGCUACCAGCACUCCAGCAAACACAGUGCUAUGGUGGUAGUCUGAACCAAGAUCUCCCGAGCCAACAAGCUACACAAAUCUCUCAGCGGUACUUACCACACAGCCAGCAAACUGCCCCACACUCCCAAGACCAGAGAGGCUGUCAUUUGCAGUCCCAAACCCCUAAGGAUUUUCAAAAACAUGCUGCUCUAAGGUGGCAUCUCUUGCAAAAACAGGAGCAACAGGCAUACCAGCAACCCAAAGCUGAGGUUGGUCCCAGUGCAGCACGCAAGCCUAUAAAAAUUGAGGCUGGCACAAAGUCUAAUGUCUGCAUGCGUCCAUCAGCUGGACAGCUGGAAAACAAAAUGUGGAAAAAAACAAUUAAACAAGAGAAUCAGCACUUUGGCUGCGAGAACAUACAACAAAAGAGCAUCAUCGAGACAAUGGAACAGCAGCUAAAACAGAUACAGGUCAAAUCACUGUUUGAUCACAAGACUUUUACUAUCAAAUCACCUAAACAUGUGAAGGUUGAAACAGCAGGCCCUAUUACCAUCCUAUCAAGAAAUACCGGUGCUGCAGAUUUUGACACUCAGACCCCAAUCUUAGAUCAGCAAGCAAACUUGUCUGCUGAGAAAACCCCGACCAAAAGAACAGCUGGAACUGUUCUCAAUAAUUUUUUAGAUUCACCUUCCAAGUUACUGGAUACUCCUGUAAAAAAUUUAUUGGACACACCUGCCAAAACCCAGUAUGAUUUCCCAUCUUGCAGCUGUGUUGAGCAAAUUAUUGAAAAAGAUGAAGGUCCUUUCUAUACCCAUCUAGGAGCCGGUCCUAAUGUGGCAGCUAUUAGAGAAAUCAUGGAAGAAAGAUUUGGACAGAAGGGUAAAGCUAUAAGGAUUGAGAGGGUUGUCUACACUGGGAAAGAAGGCAAAAGCUCGCAAGGAUGUCCAAUUGCUAAAUGGGUAGUCCGCAGAAGCAGUCAGGAGGAAAAGCUACUCUGCUUGGUGCGUGAGCGAGCGGGCCACACGUGUGAGACAGCUGUGAUCGUGAUUCUCAUCCUGGUCUGGGAGGGAAUCCCAACAAGCCUGGCCGACAAGCUCUACUCCGAGCUCACCGACACCCUGAGGAAGUACGGCACGCUCACGAACCGGCGGUGCGCCCUGAACGAAGAGCGGACUUGUGCAUGUCAAGGGCUGGACCCUGAAACUUGUGGUGCUUCAUUUUCCUUUGGUUGCUCCUGGAGCAUGUACUACAAUGGUUGUAAGUUUGCCAGAAGCAAGAUUCCAAGAAAGUUUAAGCUGAUGGGGGAUGACCCAAAAGAGGAAGAAAAACUAGAAUCUAAUUUGCAGAAUCUGUCAACCCUGAUGGCACCUACCUACAAGAAGCUUGCACCUGAUGCAUAUAACAACCAGAUCGAGUAUGAACACAGAGCACCCGAGUGUCGCCUGGGUUUAAAAGAAGGUCGCCCAUUCUCAGGGGUCACUGCCUGCCUGGAUUUUUGCGCUCAUGCUCACAGAGACUUGCACAAUAUGCAGAAUGGGAGUACACUGGUUUGCACACUAACUAGAGAAGACAAUCGUGAAAUUGGCCAAACACCAGAAGACGAGCAGCUCCACGUGCUCCCGUUAUAUAAAGUCUCUGAUGUGGAUGAGUUUGGAAGCACUGAAGGCCAGGAGGAGAAGAAGAGGAAUGGCAGCAUCCAGGUCCUUACCUCCUUUCGCCGAAAAGUAAGGAUGUUAGCAGAGCCUGUUAAGACGUGUCGGCAAAGGAAGCUAGAAGCAAAGAAAGCAGCUGCAGAAAAGCUUUCCUCCUUGGAGAGUGGGCCUAGCAAAGCUGAAAGAGAGAAGUCGGCUGCAGCACGCAACAAGCAAGGCAACUCUGAGGCGGCAGGUCAUGCAAAGCAGCUAGCAGAUCUUUUACGCCUUUCAGGACCAGCCACACAACAACAGCAGCAGCAACAUUCACCGCGCACUCUCCCUAACAACCCUCAGUCAAAUCCUAUUAACUCUUACUCGGGUUCAGGUUCUGCAAAUCUCUAUGUAAGGUUGCCUACUCCAGCCAAUGCUUAUCCAAGCUCUUCAUACACUUCAGAUCCCUAUGGAGGGUCCAGUCCCAUGAACCUCUAUACAACCUCAUCACAGCCUGCGGGGUCUUAUUUGAAUUCUUCCAGUCCCAUCAACCCUUAUUCAGGAUCAUUAAGUCAACAUAACCAAUAUCCACCCUACCAAUGCAAUGGAAACGUACCUAUGGACAACUGCCCCUCUUACUUGGGCUCCUACCCUUCCCAGCAUCAGCACAUGGACUUGUAUAGUUGCCAGAGCCAAGACCAUAUGUCUAAACUAAGUCUACCGCCCAUUCAAACAUUAUACCAGCAGAGGUUUGGGAAUAACCAGAGUUUUGGUCCCAAGUACUUGAAUUAUGGAAACCAAAAUAUGCAGGUAGAUUCCUUCAGUAAUUGCACCAUUAGACCAAAUGUACACCACGUAGGUUCUUUUUCCUCUUAUUCCACCCAUGAGGCUGACGGCCAUUUUAUGGAGGUUGCCUCAAGGUUAAAAUCUAAUCUGAGUAAUCCGAGCAUGGAUUAUGCCUCCAUGAGUAAAACCAGUGAACAUAAUCAUAUGCAACCCCCUCCGCAUUUAGCACAUGACUACCAUUCUGCUCCAAGCAUGUUUAGUGGUCCUCCUAAUUCACUGCAUCUGCAAAAUAAGGAUAGCGAAAUGAUUUCACAUGCAGUUAAUGGUUUGUCCAACAUGCUUCCAGGUCAAAACCAUGAUAGGACUACUCCCCAGGGUGGUUUAGAUAAAACUGAUGUGCUGAAUCCAGAAAAAGCAGAGGAUCCCGAUGAAGUCUGGUCAGAUAGUGAGCAGAGCUUUCUGGAUCCAGAAAUUGGAGGAGUGGCAGUUGCUCCAUCUCAUGGGUCAAUUCUCAUAGAGUGUGCAAAACGUGAGCUCCACGCAACGACCCCCUUAAAAAAUCCCAACAGGAACCAUCCCACCAGAAUAUCCCUUGUCUUUUACCAGCACAAGAGUAUGAAUGAGCCAAAACAUGGUCUGGCUCUGUGGGAAGCAAAGAUGGCUGAGAAGGCAAGAGAGAAAGAGGAGGAAUGUGAAAAGUAUGGUCCAGACUACGUGCCUCAGAAAUCCUAUGGCAAAAAAGCAAAGCGGGAGCCUGCUGAGCCACACGAACCCUCGGAGCCAACGUAUGUGCGCUUCAUCAAGUCUCUUGCACAAAGGACACUGUCGGUCACCACAGACUCCACAGUAACUACAUCUCCAUAUGCCUUUACACGGGUUACAGGGCCUUACAACCGAUAUAUCUAACUUCACACCUUUGUUGGUUACCUCAUUUGAAAAAACACCGUAUCAGUAGGAUAGUUCUGCUUUAGGUUUUGGGGAAGGCAAGGGUGGAGAAGAAAACAGUGUUUUUACAAAACUCGUCAGUGGAAAAAGCCUCAGCACACCAGCAAAAAGAGGUAAUCUCACUAGCGCACUUAUUUUCCACUGAUUUUUAAGUGGUCACAGAUGGCACGUAGGAAACAAGACCAAAGCAUCCUAUGCAAAAACAAAAACAAAACAAAAAAGUGUUUCACAAUUUACAUUUGAAAACACUGGCUCCAUUACUGAAAGAGAUAAUCUGCAAAUGGAUUUUUUUUUUUUCUUACAGUUUUGCACAUCUGUGGCCACUUUUAAUGUCAUCAAGUUUGCAUAGUCAUGGAACAGGAGCAAAAAAAACCCUAAAAAAAAUAAUACUGUAGUAUUACAACUGCAGGAAUCUUAAAAUAACAUCUGGUGCUGAAUCUAUGAUGUACUGAAAUACUGGAAUUAUGGCUUUUUAACAUGCAGUUUUUACUGUAAUCUUAUUAGUCUCUUGAUUUUAUUUAACAAAGUAGAUAAGUAUAAAAGAUAAUGAAUAGACAGCAAAACACUGAAUUUGUUUGGAUAUUCUAAAACCAUGGUGCUAUCUAAGAGAAUGGUGUCUUUAUUUUAACAGUCGAACAGUUAAUGCCUUUAUAACAAAAUGUCGAUGAUGUAGUCAAAUGUUCUUCAACAACAGGGAGGACCUUUUCAUUCAUGUAUGUAUUGAAUUUACCUGGUGUUAAAAUAAGCUUACUUUUUAACAUAUGGGAAGUACAAAGACCUCUGGAUUUUGCUCAUCCAGUCAAGUCCUAGAAAAGGACAAUAAAAUAUAGAAAUAUUUUUUUUUAAAUAGUGUUUCAAAAGCACUUUGUCUACCUAAGCUUGGCAACUUGAACAAUGCUAAGGUACUAAGACAUUAAAAAAA
This is a messenger RNA of Opisthocomus hoazin, 6889 nucleotides long. The record is from RefSeq and is a predicted model, not a curated record. NCBI's taxonomy places the organism in Eukaryota, Metazoa, Chordata, Aves, Opisthocomiformes, Opisthocomidae.